AUGAGUGAUAAAGUACAAGCUAGAGAAAGAUUCAUUGGUGAAUUCGAUGGAUUAGUCGAAGAUUUAAAGACUAUCUUAAAUGAUUACAAAAUGCCACAAGAAGCCAUUGAUUGGUAUGUCAGACAAUUGUACUACAACACACCAGGUGGUAAAUUAAAUAGAGGGUUAUCAGUUAUUGAUACUUAUUGUAUCCUUACCAAUCAAAAGGUUGAAGAUUUGGAUAAAGAAACUUACAAGGAAGUAGCCAUUUUAGGUUGGUGUAUUGAAUUAUUACAAGGUUUCUUCUUAGUUAGUGAUGAUAUUAUGGAUCAAUCAAAAACUAGAAGAGGUCAACCAUGUUGGUAUUUAGUUGAAGGUAUUGGUAACAUUGCUAUCAAUGAUAGUUUCAUGUUAGAAGGUGCCAUCUACGUUUUAUUGAAGAAAUACUUCAAAUCAGAAAAAUAUUACGUUGAUUUAUUAGAAUUAUUCCAUGAUGUCACUUUCCAAACUGAAUUAGGUCAAUUAUUAGAUUUAACUACUGCUGAUGAAGAAGUUGUCGAUUUAGCUAAAUUUUCUUUAGACAAACAUUCAUUCAUUGUUAUCUUCAAAACUGCUUAUUAUUCAUUUUAUUUACCUGUCGCUUUAGCCAUGUUCGUUGCAGGUAUCACUGAUAGUAAAGAUUUGAAACAAGCUGAAGAUAUCUUAAUCCCAUUAGGUGAAUAUUUCCAAAUCCAAGAUGAUUACUUAGAUUGUUUUGGUACCCCAGAACAAAUUGGUAAAAUCGGUACUGAUAUCAAAGAUAAUAAAUGUUCAUGGAUUGUUAACCAAGCUUUGAAAUUAGCCACCCCUGAACAAAGAAAAGUUUUAGAUGAAAACUACGGUAGAAAAGAUGAUGAAAAGGAAGCCGUUUGUAAGAAAUUAUUCAAUGACAUGGGUAUCGAAAAGAUUUAUCAAGACUACGAAGAAGAAAUUGUUUCUAAAUUGAGAACUGAUAUCAGUAAAGUUGAUGAAUCAAGAGGUUUAAAGGGUGAAGUUUUCACUGUCUUCUUGAACAAAAUCUACAAACGUUCUAAAUAG
This is a messenger RNA of Yamadazyma jaroonii, 1056 nucleotides long. Lineage: Eukaryota; Fungi; Ascomycota; Pichiomycetes; Serinales; Debaryomycetaceae. The record is from the annotation of a GenBank genome assembly.